AUGAUGGACAGCAGGAUACUGGACGCGCCGCACGCCCAGUUCGGAGGCUCUCUCGGCGGCAUGGUGGGCUUCCCGUACCACCUGAGCCACCAUCACGUUUACGAGUUGGCCGGGCAUCAACUCCAGUCCGCGUCCGCGGUUCCUUUCACCAUAGACGGAUUACUGAAUGGCUCGUGCGCGGCGUCCGUGGGAAAUUCCACGCCGCUCUUGUCUCCCGGCUGCGGGAUGAACGGAGACAGCCAGCAGUACAAACUGUCAGACUCGAUAGAUCCAGACAAAGAUAGCCCGGGUUGCAAGCGACGAAGAACGCGAACCAAUUUCACUGGUUGGCAGCUGGAGGAAUUAGAAAAGGCUUUUAAUGAGAGCCACUAUCCGGACGUGUUCAUGAGGGAAGCACUGGCUCUCAGACUGGACCUCAUCGAGUCCAGGGUGCAGGUUUGGUUCCAGAACCGCAGAGCAAAAUGGAGAAAGAAGGAGAACACAAAGAAGGGCCCGGGUCGACCUGCUCACAACGCCCACCCGACCACCUGCAGCGGCGAGCCCAUGGACCCGGAGGAGAUCGCCCGCAGAGAACUGGACCGGCUCGAGAAGAAGAAGCGCAAACAGGAGCGCAGACUCCUCAAGUCCCAGAACAAACUGCUGUCCGGGGAUUUAUUCACCCCGGGUUCGGACAGUGACAGCGGGCUGUCGCACGUCACCGACAGCGACCACAACACCAGUCAGUCCCUGGAGCACCAGUCCGACCCGAACCAAAGACACGCGGAACGAGACGGUUCCGAGUUGGACCCGGCGGACAACAGAGCUUCUAACGUGCAGAAACUGAACCCGUUCAGCGUGGAGAGCCUCCUGUCUGAUUCCAGACCCAGACGAACCCCCGCGGCCUUACCGAACCCCCGGCCUUUAAUCGGAAAGGGUCACUUCUUGUUGUAUCCAAUCACGCAGCCGCUUGGAUUCAUUGUUCCUCAAACUGCUCUGAAGACUUCUACCACCACAUCCACCACCACCGCGGCCAGUUCGGACUCUAGCACCCCGGUGGAGAGGAGCCAGACCGGCGGGAGCGACGCCCCGGGGUCAUCGGAGCCGCUACCCGCGGGGUCACCGCAACCCAGCCCGACUUUUAAACAGACUCAUCUAGAGUCAGACGGUGCAGACUCUAAAGAAGAAGCGGAAUAAUAAUAAUAAUAAUAAAAAAAUAUUUAUCAUAGGCCAAAGUUCACAUUCUAGUUAACGUGUGAUAACUUAAAAUCCUCAAGAGCUGUAUUAUACUAUUUAUAUAUGUAAGGUUUUUCUUAAAUAAAUCUAUUGUAUACAAGCACCGUGUGAGACCUUAAAUAGCCAACAUGUAAAAAGGCGAAACCUCGUGUUGUACUUUAACAAAUUUAUU
This is a messenger RNA of Synchiropus splendidus (mandarinfish), 1384 nucleotides long. It is a transcript of the gene uncx, whose product is annotated as UNC homeobox. Bases 1 to 1173 code for a protein of 390 amino acids. The transcript has 3 exons. The record is from RefSeq and is a predicted model, not a curated record. NCBI's taxonomy places the organism in Eukaryota, Metazoa, Chordata, Actinopteri, Syngnathiformes, Callionymidae. Gene Ontology annotation, biological process: regulation of DNA-templated transcription. Gene Ontology annotation, molecular function: sequence-specific double-stranded DNA binding; DNA-binding transcription factor activity, RNA polymerase II-specific.